Molecule: messenger RNA, 969 nt
Organism: Hyalella azteca
Lineage: Eukaryota; Metazoa; Arthropoda; Malacostraca; Amphipoda; Hyalellidae
Product: glucoside xylosyltransferase 2-like
Exons: 3
Biological process (GO): protein O-linked glycosylation via N-acetylgalactosamine
Molecular function (GO): UDP-xylosyltransferase activity
Source: RefSeq, a predicted model, not a curated record
UUUAGAAAAGUCUCUUCUCAUCCGACGCUGGAAGUUGUGGAAAGAAAGAGACUGAUGUGCAACUCUAACAAAUUAAUUUUUGAAAAGAUGUACCUUGAGGAAGACGCAUUAAUCUACUUAGAUACGGACCUUGUGUUCCUGCGACCCAUAGAAGAUCUGUGGAGAGCAUUCAAAAAUUUCAACGAUGAUCAGUUGUUUGGAGCUGUAACACCUUUGUGGAGAAUCUUCAGUGACAAACCUUUCACCGAGCUUGAAAAGAAUCCUGAACAUUUCUACGAGAUGGACUGCGAAUGGAAUUUCCGCAGAGGUUACUGCGAAAACAUCACCCAACGUUGCCCGGGGAUGGUAGUCAACGGCGUCAAUGUCGUACAUGGGAAUAACGGCGCGUUUUUCAGUGGCGAAAAUACUCUUUUCAAGCUUCUUCACGAAUACUGGAGAGAUUUGGAUAUGUCCAAGUCGCUCAGCACUGUGAUUAGUGAAUUGAAAGCCAUCUUGCCUGACGCCGUUCUGAAGGAUCGCUCAUGUCAUUUUGUGAAGGGACUACAUGAAAUGCUGAUGAAACAUUUGAAGUUACUCGACGGCAAGCUGGUUAACUAAAUGCACGACCAAAAAAGGCUUCGACAUUGUGAAACUCUAAACUCCAUUCUACGCUGCUGAAAUCAUAAUCUUAAUAAGAUAAUAUUUUGUGUUAUUAGUUUGAAUCUGUGCUUCGUAAUUUCAGCACACUUGACUAUCAAAUUAUAGUUUGAUAGAGUUAGAGUUAUUUUAUAGCUAUUCAGUGGAGUUGACUGUUACAUCCCACAUAUAACGUAAUUUUACAAUAUUUAAAAGUAUUCCUAAGUUUAAAACUUCCCAGUUAGUUGCAGAAUGAUAUGACCAGAGUUAUAGUGAAAUAUUUAUUCUCCUAUCAAAAACCUCUUAUUUAGUAGUUUUACUUUUUAUUGUAGUAGAUAAAUAUUUUGCCUUAUA